GACGGAUCAUUUCUGACUCCCAACAGAACAGGAUAAUAUGCUCGUAUGUGACUAAUCUCGCCCCCAGACUGACUGAACUGUAGCUCUACUAUUAAAUUCAACCGAUAAUCUCAUUCUUUCAUCACUAGUAGCUUGUCGCCUCAACUACACAAAGUGGAUCCAUCCUCAUUUCGACAUCGGCUCUUGAUCCCCCCACCAACCCAGAUCCUGCUUCCCUUCCUUCUACAAUCGAACCCUUGCAACCCUCGUGUUUUUGCACAUGAACCCGAACCAACCACACGCCAGCAUGUCCACCCAAGUGCUCAUAGUGGGUGGGGGCAUUGGAGGCCUGACGCUAGCAGCCAUGUGUCGAAGGAUUGGCGUGUCUUGUCGGGUGCUAGAGCGAAGCGCUGUUCUUGAACCGGUGGGUGCCGGCAUUUCACUGGCUCCGAAUGCCCUACGGGCUCUGGAUCAGAUCGGACUGUACGACUACGUGCGCCAGGAAGGCCAGCCGGUCCGCAAGAUCCGUGUCUACCGGAAUCAGACACAGUGGAGUGAGAUUGACUUCCAGUGGCUAGAACGUACUUUUGGCUAUCCCGUGUACUCGAUCGAACGGCAUGGUUUCCAUCGGCGACUGUAUGAAGCUGCGGGGGGUUCCGAGACGGUCAUCUUGGGGGCAGAAGUUGCCAAGGUGAUCCCUCCGCAGGAGGAGGCUGAAGGGGUAUCGGUGGUCCUGAAGGAUGGGAGGCGAUACACGGGAAAUGUGCUAGUGGGUGCUGAUGGGGUGCGGUCAGUUGUGCGCCGGGCGCUCAUGGCCACCAUCAAUUCCCGUCCCGGACAAAGUGGAGCAGUUGGAGAAGACGAAGAUGCAGCCGAUGUCAUUCAAUUCACGGGCCGAGUGCAUCUGUCUGGCUACACUCACCCACUCGAUCACCUUGGCCCCGCGGACGAAGGGAUCGCUCAUUGGAUGCUGUAUGAUCGCUCAAUUCUCACAACGUGGCCGUGCAGGGACCAUCGUCAGUGGUUCGUUGGGGCAGUGCCCUCUAAGCUCAAGGACCCGAAUCGCUCCGUCUGGAAACAUGCCGAUCACAACACUAUCAAUCAAGUCUAUGGUUCCGAAUAUCACCCCUUUGCCCCGGAUUUUCACUUCCGUGACGUCGUCAAACACGCGGAACGUGUCGUUGCCAGCGAUGUCUUCCACCAGACCAUCUUUCCCCCGAUGGCGGCCGGUCGCAUUGCUAUGCUGGGCGACGCUUCUCAUGCUAUGACUUCGUUCUUCGGCCAGGGCGCCUGCCAGGCCAUCGAAGACGCGACGGAGCUGGCCAGUGCGUUGGGGAUGAUCGAUGUCAGGCCCACUGACGCGGAGACAAUCCUUCAAGGCUACCAUCAUAGCCGGGAGCGCCGGGGCCGCGAUUUAGUCGUAUUGUCGGAUCGAUUUGCCUUGCUGCAUACCGGACGCCUGUUGGGAAGCUGGGGUCCCUUUGUCCGGCAAAUGGUAUACACCUGGAUGCCUCUCUGGGGUUGGAAGUGGGCCUUGCAGUGGCUGUAUGGCCAUCAGCCGACUCUCGUGGAGCAGCGGAAUGAGGCCGUAAAGAAGACUGCCUGAGAGAUGCGUCUUGUCCAAUGGAGUUGUAUUUAGCCGAAACUGGGCAGGAUUCUGCCCUGCAAGCGAUGGUGGUAUUGCCCAUGUCUAUAGAAGAGACUAACGCACACGAGCAGACGAAUCAGAAU
Molecule: messenger RNA, 1710 nt
Organism: Aspergillus eucalypticola CBS 122712
Lineage: Eukaryota; Fungi; Ascomycota; Eurotiomycetes; Eurotiales; Aspergillaceae
Product: FAD-dependent oxidoreductase
Exons: 5
Coding region: 287-1585 (432 amino acids)
Molecular function (GO): monooxygenase activity; FAD binding
Source: RefSeq, a predicted model, not a curated record